Messenger RNA from Psammomys obesus (fat sand rat), 4469 nucleotides. It is a transcript of the gene Crk, whose product is annotated as CRK proto-oncogene, adaptor protein. NCBI's taxonomy places the organism in Eukaryota, Metazoa, Chordata, Mammalia, Rodentia, Muridae. Gene Ontology annotation, molecular function: protein binding. The record is from RefSeq and is a predicted model, not a curated record. The transcript has 3 exons. The coding region runs from base 133 to 1047 and encodes 304 amino acids.
CCCGCGGCCGCCGCCGCCAUUUCGGGCGCUGCUGGGAGGCUGACACCGGAGCCGGUCCGCUGGGCGGCGGGCGCCAGGGCUGGAGGGGCGCGCGUGGCGGCGGCGGCCCAGUGUGAAGGCGCGGAGGCGGCCAUGGCGGGCAACUUCGACUCGGAGGAGCGGAGUAGCUGGUACUGGGGCCGCUUGAGCCGGCAGGAGGCGGUGGCGCUCUUGCAGGGCCAGCGGCACGGGGUGUUCCUGGUGCGGGACUCGAGUACCAGCCCCGGGGACUAUGUGCUCAGCGUCUCCGAAAACUCGCGCGUCUCCCACUACAUCAUCAACAGCAGCGGCCCGCGCCCUCCAGUGCCUCCGUCGCCCGCUCAGCCUCCGCCGGGAGUGAGUCCCUCCAGGCUCCGAAUAGGAGAUCAAGAAUUUGAUUCAUUGCCUGCUUUACUGGAAUUCUACAAAAUACACUAUUUGGACACUACAACAUUGAUAGAACCAGUUUCCAGAUCCAGGCAGGGUAGUGGAGUGAUUCUCAGGCAGGAGGAGGCAGAGUAUGUGCGAGCCCUCUUUGACUUUAAUGGGAAUGAUGAAGAAGAUCUUCCCUUUAAGAAAGGAGACAUCCUGAGAAUCCGGGAUAAGCCUGAAGAGCAGUGGUGGAAUGCAGAGGACAGCGAAGGAAAGAGGGGGAUGAUUCCAGUCCCUUACGUGGAGAAGUAUAGACCUGCCUCCGCCUCAGUAUCGGCUCUGAUUGGAGGUAACCAGGAGGGUUCCCACCCACAGCCACUGGGUGGGCCGGAGCCUGGGCCCUAUGCCCAACCCAGCGUCAACACUCCGCUCCCUAACCUCCAGAAUGGGCCCAUUUAUGCCAGGGUUAUCCAGAAGCGAGUCCCUAAUGCCUACGACAAGACAGCCUUGGCUUUGGAGGUCGGUGAGCUGGUAAAGGUUACGAAGAUUAAUGUGAGUGGUCAGUGGGAAGGGGAGUGUAAUGGCAAACGAGGUCACUUCCCAUUCACACAUGUCCGUCUGCUGGAUCAACAGAAUCCUGAUGAGGACUUCAGCUGAGUAUAGCUCAACAGUUUGCUGACAGAUGGGAACAAUCUGUUUUUUCCCCCCAAUUGCCAUCUAUCCAAUUUUCUUACAGGUGUCAAAAGCAGUCUAGUUUAUAUAAGCAUUCUGUUACCUGUGAUCUUUUUAAGACUGAGUUACUCCAUUCUCACUUGUAUUUACCAUAUUCAGGGUACGAAACCGGAGGGCUUGUGUGGUUGACUUCUGAAUUGGCAGUUUUAAGUGGUAGUGGCCGUGCCUGUAUGAGAGGAGCUAAAUACUUGACUCCUUUCUCUUGGGCAAUACAGAUCAACCUGUGGAAAACUGAUGGGCAGGAAAAGAAUGUUACACACUGCUUACCCUGAUGUCUUCAGUGGUUCUGUUCUCAUUCUGAAACCAUACUAUCACUGGCAGCAGACUGUCCUCCCACUCACAUGAAGUAAUCACGCACUGUGGGGUAGUGCCCAGUGGGGUUGCAUUUGCAUUUACGGACCAUGACCACUGUAGGACUCAUUCUGACAUUUCAAAUCCUGAGGGUUCUGAGAACACUACUAGAGGCAUUUGUCUUCCUUCCCGGUCACUGCUUCAUACUUUUCUUGGAUUCUUUCCUUGUUACUCUCCCCUGUACUCGUAAGUGGCUUGAUUCUUAGGAUAGUGUAUGUCUUCAUUCCAGUGAGAAGCAGGAUAUGCAGAGCACUUUAUUCAGUGCAGAGCUUUAAGCCGGUAUUGGACUCACUCAGUGGAUAAACUCGCAGCUCUCUGCUGUCCCCCAGGGGGCAUCGUAGGUUCACACUGCUACCACAGCUACAGAGACUUCCUUGCUGAUGGGAUGGAUCCGCCAGGGCUAUUUCUCCUGAUUGCUGGCAUCCUAAUGGGAUGCUUAGAGUUUUCAGAUUCUACUUGGAGUGGAAGGACCAAUCACUUACUAUAUCCUAUAGAAGGUAUCAAGGGCCAAACUCUGCCCUCUGUAUCAUGUGCAAGUUGUAUAAAAGGCAAGUUAGAAUUCUAUGCAUUUGGGGUAGAAUUAGUACUUUUAAAACUGUGCCAGUCAGAAAUUACUUUGUAUUAUUUUAUGUGGCCAAAAUAGUUCUUGAAGUACAAUUAUAAAUUGCCUUCACUUGGGUUUUUCUUUCACCAGAUUUAGUUUACAAGCCCUUUAAAGUAUAGAGUGAUUUAUAUGGGGUCAGACGCUCCAGAGAAUAGGCCUCUGGGGCCACAAAUGGCUUAGUUUCUUUAGACUGUAACAUGAGACUUUCAGGUGAAAAAGGCAUUUGCUGGUCUCUAAUGUGGUGUGACCAAUAGAAACACCUUAUUCUUUGCUUUGAACCUCAUUUAAAUAAUGUACCUUCUUAGUUGUCCUGUAUAGAUGAAUAUGAUGAAUUUGCAUUCUCUGAACAUAUACCAAAUCAUGGUAUUACAGACUAGCAUAUUGCUUAGCACAUGCGUGUAGACAUUUUGUGCAAGAGAAUGAGCAGAGUACAGAAACUUGUUACAUGGCCCAGGGUUACCAGUUGGCAUAGGAUCGCAUACAUUACCACAGGCAACUGAAUGAAUUGACGCUAAUUUACUACUUUUUUUUUUUUUUUUUACCUCACUCUAAGGUAAAUGCUUGAUAAAAACAUUAAUGUUCAACUUGGUAGAUGCUGGCACAGUCUAAGCUCAUGAUGGGUGCUUGAUGUUGAACGGACAGAGUCCACCUGGCUAUGUGUUUCAGUUUUUAAUUAGUAUAGAUACUGUAAAAUCAAAUGCAUAUUAAGUCUUGUUUCCCUAAGCCAGGUGUACCCGUGGCACAUGGCUUUAGUCACAGCACUUGGGAGGUAGAGGCAGGUGGAUCUGUUAGUUCAAGGCCAGCCUGCUCUACAGAGUGAGUUCCAGGACAGCCAGAGUUACAAAGUGAGACCUUGUCUCAAAAACAAAUAAACAAAAAUAAUAAUAAAAAUUUAAAAUCUGUUCCUGAAAUCAUGGCAUCUAAAAUAUUUGUAGGAAAUCCCUGUUACAACUAAUUUGAAUGUUGGUAUUUUCUUUUGCCUAUGAUGCUGGCUUGUACUGUCUCUUCAUUAUUUGUGGUAUUAAUGGGAUACACGGCUCUACUCAAAUCAUAAGACCUCCUCAGUGAUUAGUUUGUUCAAAGCCAUUACAUGAACUGUUUGGUUGGAUUUGGCUGGGUGUAGCAGUUAUUGGACCUCAAGAGAUCAAAGGACUUACAGAUAUCUUCCAAAAAUAGCAAGUGCUAGAGUCCUCGUCAAGUGCAUAUGUACAUUGUCACAGAGCAAAGUAAACUGAAAUUGGCUGCUAUGUUUUAUAUAAUCACCUCUGCAAGAGCCCAUUUUUGGAUACUAAUGUUUGACAUCGUUAAUUCUUAUUAAUUUGUUGGAAUUGUUUAUUAAUAAUGCAAAUAGAUAACUUUAAUUUUCCACAAGUAACAUUUCACUAUUAAUGGUUUGAAAUGGGUGAUAAGCAAACCAAUUUGAAAUAAAAUAUGAACAUGUGCCAUUGUAUUAUAACACUAUACACUUUCUUGACAGUUAAAUUUUAAGAAGUUUUUUUUUUGUAGCAUGUAUUGUAUAUGUUUAUAGUAUAUGUAGUAAAUAAAAGAAUGGCCAAAUGUUUGGCUUGGUGAUCUUUUGGAGAAAGUAAUCUUGGAAUAUUUGUCACAAAAUAGAGUGUUUAUGUUUUUAAGGACUAGAAGGUGUGUGUCUCAACUGCCCACAGUCACAUAACUGUUACACAUGUGGUGGGUUAGUCGUUGGCGUAUGCUAUGGGAUCUCUAGAAAGUAUGGCACUACUGUGAGGGGAGCAUGAAGAAAACCAUCUAUAUGAAAUCUAAAGAGCAUGUUGUGAAUAGAGAACACCAGACUUGUCUGGAAAUGGCCACCUGUGUGUGUGAGGAGAUGCCUGCUAGAGAACGCCAUAAACGUUAGACAGCGGGUCUUCAGGGUGCUGCUGUAGAUCCUCCAUUAGUUUCUUUUUAAUGUAAGUAGCAAAUGCUCAGGGAAAGUUAGAAAAGUGAGAACAACAGAAGUAGACUGUACAUUUCUGUAUGUUCAUGCCAUCCUUCCCCAAAGUGUGUGUGUGUGUGUGUGUGCUCCAAAUUGACCUCAUUUACUCUGGUAUUGGUACUGUGGUCUGUACCCAUUAUUCCAGUACUUUCAAGGCUAUGGACUUGAACCCAGGAGUUCAAGGUCAGCCUGGACAUCUUAGUAAGACCACUGUCUACUAAACACCUAACAAAUUUUGUCUAUUGCCUAUAUGAUACUCUGCCUUAGACUCAACACAGCCUCACAGUGGCUGCCGGGACCUAUAAGUGUGUCAGUGUAGAGCGGAAGGAGGCCGGCUCCUCUGCAGGGAUCCCGCUUUGGCGUAUGCAAGUUUAAUAGCGAGGUGAACGUGUAUUUCAAUUUUUUGACAAUAAAAUAAACUGUGCAACUUUUGUUUCACUA